Messenger RNA from Schistocerca gregaria, 1197 nucleotides. RefSeq lists its product as uncharacterized. The record is from RefSeq and is a predicted model, not a curated record. The transcript has 4 exons. The coding region runs from base 1 to 1197 and encodes 398 amino acids. NCBI's taxonomy places the organism in Eukaryota, Metazoa, Arthropoda, Insecta, Orthoptera, Acrididae.
AUGAGAAGACAGUACCGCACCAUACUUCCGCCGCAUGGCGACACGAUAAGACAGCCGCUUUGUCAGGCGUGUCGCGGUCUGCGGCCGGUGAGCCGUCGGAACGAGGGCGGACAGCGGCGAGUGUUCGACAACGCACGUCCGGCGGGAGGCGCGCGGGUCCCCAGCCUGGCAAAGGCGGCCGCCAGCCGCCCCCACAAAGGGCGCCGCCGCUGCCGUGUCGGUGCCCCCCGGCCGAGGACAGAAGACGAGGCGGGACGUCCCGUCCAGUCGCCGCUUCCAGCAGACCGGCUGGCCACACGGGGCGCGACGGCCGAUCCAGCUGGAACUCCGGGGCCCAAGCCGCGCUCUGGCUACACGCGCAAGCGAGGCUACGGAAACGACUACAGCGGAGAUGCGUUGCGCAAGGCUUCUCCCAGACUAAACGCUUCGGGCACCGAACGCGCCCCCGCGGCGCUCCUCAGCCGGUGUGCCGCCGCCGCCGCCGCCGCCGCCGACGCCGCCCCCACCCCACCCACACCCCAGGGGACGGUGCAGAAUAAGGCUGCAGACGCCGGACUGGGGAUCUCGGGGCGCCGUGACGGCAGAGCAGGCUGGGUCCCUGCGGCCGCCGCCGUAGCUGCGGGUAGGGGGUCGGCCUCGCCGCUGCCGCAGCUUCCGGGAAGGCCGGCCCAGUGCAGCUCGAGUUGCCGGCUGGCCGGUUCAAGGCUGGCGGUCCAGGGGGAGGGCGGUGGGCGCUUCCGCCAGCCUGCGGCGCCGGCUGCACUGCCCAGCGCGUCGGCGCUCCGGCGCACGGGAACCCGAAUGCCGAACUGCGGGCGUUCCUCCAGGGAGUUCUCUGUCUUCCGCAGAAAUCAGUCGGCCCCGGCCGGCUUUUGUUUCGCGGGCCGCGGCGCGUGGGCGGCGACCCCGCGCUCCGCCACGGGCUGGCUGGCUGUCGGCCGGGGGUCCGGCCCGCGGGGUCACGCGGCAACCGGCAAGGACGGCGCGCGCCGGCCGGCUCAUUACGCAUUCAAGGCGCAGCCUCAGAUUGCAGCCCACGGAGCCUCCCUACCAUUAUACUCCCACCGGCCCACGGCGGAGCGACGCCCGCCGCCCUCACGGCUGACUUCGGUGCAGAGCCGAUCGGCAGUAACAGAUGAUGUGUUGCGGGCGUGCGCAGCAUCCGCUUCGCUGCCGCCGCUGUCGUGCUGUCCGUGA